Molecule: messenger RNA, 2985 nt
Organism: Dictyostelium discoideum AX4
Lineage: Eukaryota; Evosea; Eumycetozoa; Dictyosteliales; Dictyosteliaceae
Exons: 2
Coding region: 1-2985 (994 amino acids)
Biological process (GO): translational initiation
Cellular component (GO): cytoplasm
Molecular function (GO): GTP binding; translation initiation factor activity; GTPase activity
Source: RefSeq, a predicted model, not a curated record
AUGUUACGAGUAACUAAAUUGCAUAAAAAACAAAUAUCAAGAUUAAUACAAUCACCCAAUAUUUAUAAUAUUACUUCUUUUCAAUAUUCCACUUCCUCCACACCAGUAAGUGGAAAACCAACAGAGAAACCUAUAAAUGAAGGAAAUACAAUUUCCUUUAAUAAAAUUGAUUUUCCAAAAUUAAUUCAAAAUAAUAAUAAUAGUAAUAAUAAUAAUAAUAAUAAUAUUAAUAAUAACAAUAAUAAUAAUAAUAAUGAUAAUAAUAACAAUCACCAAAAAUUCCAACUACAACAACAACAACAACAACAAAAUAGACCAAUUACACUUAAUUUAAAAUUCAACCCACCAGAUCUAAAUAAACAACCACCACUCCAACCACCACUCCAACAACAACAACAACAACAACAACCACAAAAAUCACACCAAUCACCAAUUUUCAACUUUCCAAUAAACGGUAAUAAUAAUAAUGUAACACCAAAAGAAAAUCCACUAAAUAUGUUUUCAUUUGGAUCACUACAAAAACCACAACUACAACAACAACAACAACCACAACAACCACAACAACCACUACAACAACAACAACAACAAAAACAAAAUCCACCACAACAAAAAAAACUUGCAUCAUUUUUAGAUUAUAUAAAUAAAACCACUUUAAAUCAAAAACCAACAAUCACUACAAAUCAAAAUAAUAUUAAAAAUUUGAGUAAUUUAGGAUUUGGCGAUAUUGUAUCAAAUAAACCAGCACCAACAACCCCAACAACAACAACAACAACAACAACAACAACAACAACACCAGAAACAAUGACAACUCAACAACAAGGACAAGAAAAAACAAAUUCCAAUUCCAAAAUUCCAAUUCCAAAAUUCCAAGAACUAUCAAAAAAAGAAUCGGAUUUAAUAGCAGAAAGAGAAAAAGAAAAAGAGAAACUAAGAGAGAAAGAAAGAGAGAAAGAAAGAAAGAAAAAAGAAAAAAGAAUGUUAAGACAACAACAACAACAAGAAGAAGCAUAUGGUUUUGUUAAUGAACAUCAACCACUAUUUAGAAGUAAAGAAAAAGAGAAAAUAGGUGGCUCGGGGAAUGGGGAGUUCAAUAAAAAGAAAACAAUAACACCAGUUUUACUCCCAGAUACAGUAACCGCCGAGAAUUUAGCACCAAUGAUUGGUCAAUCAAUCGUUGAGUUAAUCAAAUGGCAAAUUAAAGCAGGUUUGAAACCAACAUCAAGAUACGAACCAAUCGUUGACGAUAUUUUACUAUUGAUGGGACAAGAUUAUUACUUCUCACCAAUGAGAGUUUUAAGUAGGGAUAUUUUACUUCAAAGAAAAGAGAAGGAACUUAAACUAAAGGCGAACCCCUUGUGGCCAAGCAGACCACCAGUGGUAACAGUGGUUGGCCAUAUCGAUCAUGGUAAAACUAGUUUAUUGGAUUUCUUACGUAGUACAUCGGUGGUCGAUAAUGAGCCAGGCAGAAUCACCCAACAUAUUGGUGCAUUUGAGGUAUUGAUUAAUGAUAGAUCAGAUGCUAAAAAGGCGAAGCGUGCAAUCACUUUUAUGGAUACUCCAGGUCAUUCUGCUUUUUCGACAAUGAGAGAAAGAGGUGUGGGUAUCACCGAUAUUGUGUUAUUGGUGGUUGCUGCCGAUGAUGGUGUUCAAGAACAAACCAUCGAGGCAAUCAAAGCGAUAAAGAAGAAUGAUGUGCAAGUGAUUGUUGUAAUUAAUAAAAUGGAUAAACCCGAUGCCAAUCCAGAGCUUGUAAAGAUGGAGUUGUUAGAGAAUGGUAUUGCAUGUGAGGGUGUUGGUGGUGAUGUACCUUGUGUUGAAAUCUCUGCAAAGACUGGUAUGGGUAUUCAAACACUCGAGGAAACCAUUCUAUUCAUUGGUGAUAUGAUGGAAUUGAAAGCACCAGUUAAAGAUGUUCAAGUUAGUGGUGUGGUCAUUGAAACAAGUUUCAAGAGAAAUAGAGGUACCUAUUCAACCAUUCUCGUUCAAAAAGGUAUUUUAAAGAUUAAUCAAUUCUUUGUUUGUGGUGAAUCACAUGGUAAGAUCAAAGAGAUGAAAAAUCAUUUAGGUACUCAACUCAAAGAGGGUAAACCGGGUCAAGCCGUUGAAAUCUUUGGUUUCAAAGAAGGGGCCCCUCCUUUGGGUGAGGAAUUCUUUGUUUUCGACUCUGAAAAAGAAGUUUUAGCAAUUAUUGAUGAAAGAAAGGAAAGAAAGAUAUCAGAAGAUACUCGUAGGGAAAUUAAAAAGAUGGCAUAUGGCAAAGAGGAUGAAGAAGAGGAUCUCGAUAAUGAGGAAGAAAUGAAUGGUACUGAGGAUUUGGGUGAUAUCGAGAAGAAGACCGUUAGAUUCUUUGUUAAAGGUGAUGUCACAGGCACUGCUGAGGCACUCAGCGCCAUGUUAUUUACAUUACCACAAGAUCCUGAAAUCUCUAUUGAUAUUCAAAGAGUUGGCUAUGGUGAGGUCACUGAGAAUGACAUUAAAGAUGCAUUAUUUUUGAAGACUCCAAUCGUUUAUUUUGGCUCGAAAUUAAAUCCAAAGAUUUUAGAUUCUUGCAAGAAGCAAGGUGUAAAACUCAUUCAAUCCGAUGUAAUCUAUCAUGUGGUUAAUCAUGUCCAAGAAUAUUUAGAAAGUAUUUUACAACCUGUCACUAUUUUCAAUGUAACUGGUCGUGCUCAAAUUAGUCAAGUCUUUGAUAUCAAUGAUGGUAAGGAAAAAGUUGCAGGUUGUAAAGUAGAAGAUGGUAUUAUCAAAAAAGGUGCAAAGGUUCAUGUUAUGAGAAAUGGUGAUUCCGUUCAUGAAGGUCGUGUUGAAGUCAUUAAAUCAUUUAAAGAUAUUGUUAAAGAGAUUGGAAAAGGUCAUGAAUGUGGUAUCACACUUCGUGAAUAUAAUGGUAUUCAAGUUGGUGAUUUAUUGGUUUCUUAUACUCAAGAUAGUGAAUCCAGAAAACUUGGUGAAUUUGUCAAAUAUAGAUUUAAUACAACUUUUUAA